GCUCCUGCUGUCAUAGCAUGGACUACAUGCAACAGGCACUAUACAACCAUGGCGCUGACAACUGCCACAUUAGGCUCAAGUUUGUGAACUUUGAGACCCAUGACAACCACAUUUCCCAUGAAACCCAGGGGCUAAGCGACAAGCACCUGGUGGUGCGUCGAGGGAAACCUUUCAAACUCACUCUGCUGUUCCACGGCCGGAUGUGGAAUCCCUGCACUGAUAGGCUGGUCCUGGAGGUUUGUUUAGGCAGUCUGUCAGAGAGGAUCCCAGUUCUGUUUGGUGGAGAGUGGUCUGGCCCCCAAGGGUGGUCAGCCAUGAUCUACCCUGAGAAGAGGCAUCCUCAGUCAGUCACAAUCCACAUCUGCUCCCCUGUUCUGUCCUCAGUGGCUUUGUAUGACCUCCUGGUCCACAUAGAGGCCACACAGCACAGAAGAAGUUACUCUGUCGGAAGGUUUGUGCUGCUCUGUAACCCUUGGUUGAAAGAUGAUCCAGUGUACAUGCCGUUGGAUGUCCAUAUAGAAGAGUACAUCAAGAGUGAUUAUGGACUGGUUUACAUGGGCACUUAUGCAAAUAUUAGUAAGCGACCGUGGUCAUUUGGUCAGUAUGAGCCUGGAGUCCUGGAAGCAUGUUUGACACUCCUGCAGAUGAGCCCUCAGCAUAUAAACAACAGCCACAAGGACUACAUGUUACGAGCAGAUCCUGUUUAUCUAAGCAGAGUUAUCUGUGCAAUGGUGAACCAAAAUGAUGAUCUAGGUAUUCUGGAGGGGAGGUGGCAAGGCAGCUACAAAGAUGGCGUGAAGCCAACAGAUUGGAGCGGUAGUGCUGACAUCCUCCAACAGUGGAUUUCUUCCAAGUGUAGGCCUGUGCACUAUGGACAGUGCUGGGUGUUUGCAUCCGUGCUCUGCACAGUGAUGAGAGUCUUGGGAAUUCCAUCCAGAGUGGUGACAAUUUUCAAUGCAGCCCAUGACAGUGAUGGCAACACCACAAUUGAGGAGUAUUACACAAGCACAGGGGAGAAGCUCAACCUAACACAGGACAGCAUUUGGAACUUCCACGUGUGGGUGGAGUGCUGGAUGAGGAGAUCAGACCUCGGUGCAGAGUUUGAUGGCUGGCAAGUAGUGGACCCAACACCCCAGGAGAGGAGUGCAGGAGUAUUCCGCUGUGGCCCUUGCCCAGUAGCAGCCAUCCAGCGACACUGCUUCAGUGCACCGUACGACACCCCGUUCCUCUAUGCUGCUGUUGAUGCUGAUGUCAUUCAACUGAUUGUGAAAAAUGGACUGGUUGUGGGUAGAGCAGUGCACACUGAGCAAGUUGGACAGCUGAUUUGCACCAAAAGCAUUGGCUCAGAUAGGCCAGAGAAUCUGACAUUGACUUACAAGGGCAUAAAAAGACUGCAAGCCUGCUCUGUGAGGAAACAGAGGAGUAACAAACUGUUCUCACUGGAACGACGUGAAGCCUUUUCAACACAUGGGCUGCCAUCCUUUGACUUGUCCCGUGGAGCAGAAUUUGGAGCAGGAGGAGCGGUGCACUGUUUGGAGGUGUCCCUACACACAGAAGGAGUGCCAAUACUGGGUGAGAGCAUCAGAAUGUGUGUGACAGUCACAAACCAGUCAAGCAGCCCCAGAGCUCUGGUGGAGCAUGUCAAUGCUCAGCUGAAAGAGUACAACAGAAAUCCACAGGAGAGCUUCUGGAAAAUUCACCAAGAGAUGCACAUCCAGCCAUGGGAAGUGUUGACUCUCCACCAUAUCAUUACUUACUCUGAGUACGAGUUCAUCCUGGCAGGUGAUGGCAUGGUGAAUGUGGCAGUGGUGAUAAAGGACACGAGGACUGGAGAAAGAGUCCUGGCUGCACAAGAGUUCAGCAUAAGCACCCCACUUAUAACCAUAGAGAUCAAAGGAGGGGACAGCAUCCAGGUGAAGAAGGAGCAAAGUGUCCAGGUGACUUUUACCAACCAGCUUAAUAAAACUCUGAUGAGCGCUGUUCUGACUGUGGAGGGAUUUGGCUUGAUGCAGGAAAAACAGGAGGCCAGGCUGGGUCUCCUGCAGCCAGGCAAAAAGAUAGAGAAGAAGGUGUCCAUCAUGGCCACCUCACCUGGCACUAAACUGCUGGUGGCUACUUUGUCUCACAGCAACAGCUCCGUCAUUGUUUCCAGGAGCUACCAGAAAGUCUCCAUCACAGCUGAAAGAGGAUGAAGAGUCCAUCAUCUCAGAAGCUAUUUGUCCACCCUGUAGUUUCUGUUCAGUAAUGAAAGACAAGACAUAUUGCCGACUGUGUGCACAUUUGAAACAAAUUGCCUAUAAAAAAAAUACAUAACAACAUUUCCUUUCUUACGGUAAAUUGUAUUUUUCAUUUCUUAAAUGUAUAGAUUUAUCAAUUUACUUACAGUAAGACUUUAAAAAGUUACAUUAUAACACGUACAAAUAUAACUCGAAAGGAGUUUAACAAGUAGACAUUCCCACCAUGCAGCGACCCGAAGCAAAGAACAUACACUUGUCUUGGACUUCCAGCUUGUCUGGUUAGUGGAGCGAUUCCUUGGUUUUGUCUUUACUGACAAAGAAUAAAAAUCAGAAGCUUGUUCUGUCAAAGUUGAGAGACAAGAAGAAAAAAGUAAGCAGGGAAAGCUGAGGUAUCAUUAUCUGUUGCUCAUCGCACAGAUAAAGAUAAAAAAGAUUAUAUAUAAGUAUGUAUAUAUAUGUAUAUAUAUAUACAUACAUACAGCUAUUUCACAAAUAUAUUACAGUUAUCGGUGGUGACAUUUUAUUUAACAUUAAUCCAGUUUUAAUUCUACAGAAAAGAGCAAUAAGAAUCAUUAGUCGAAGCAGAUAAAGAGAUCCAUCCCGUGCAUUAUUUAUUAAGCUACAACUAUUGAAAUUAGGUGUUGACAUCAGCAUUUUGAAGCUAACGUAUGAAGCUCAUAGGAAAUGUUUGCCGAGCAUUAUACAAAAAAGAUUUGAAAAAAAGACAAAUUCAUAAUUUAAAAGGAUAUGAGAUAAUAAAAAAAACAAGAUUCAGAAAUACAGUGCUGGAGUGAUGUGUUUCAAAGUACAGAGUCAUUUUAUGGAACAAUCUGGAUAAAGAAACUAAAUCAAUUACUGUGUUUAAAAAGAUUGUUAAGACUCUAUGAUAAGAAAAUAUAAUGAAUGAGGUUAAUUUGUUGUGUUCUGUUUUGUUCUGUGGAUAAUAAAUAAAGUGUAAAAUGUAAAGUAUCUGUUAGAAAACAGCAGUAUGUUGGCCUGCAGCUGUUUUGGUUAAAUUCUAUUAGUGAAAUAAAUGUGACUUAUUGUUAGUUUCAUUAUUUCGUGUGAGAGGGGCAGAUUAUAUGAGAUUUUCUUCUUCCUGCUCUUUUUCAUUCAAGUGUUUGAAAAUUUUGUUGCUUUGAUUGUUUAUGUUUUUGUUAAAAAUUAACUAAAUUAAAAAAAAUAAAUGAAAAUAAAUAAAUAAAUAAAUAAAUGUGAUGAGGCCAUGUCUUUUCCCCACUUUUAAAACCUCUGAUUUCACAGACCACUUGUAUUGGGCCUUUAAAAGGAGCUAGUUUUCCUUCCCUACACAGCAAAGUGAAUAGCAGGGAUGUAUGCAGACAAGGUCCGGCUAGCAGGCAUUUUGACCCUUCUGCACCUUCUAUCAAUGUAGGGCUUCAUGUGCUUCUGACUUAAUUCAUUAAUCUUGAUGUAACUGAUGUCACACUGUUCCCUGUUUCAUAAAUAACUGAUAAACUGAUAAAUAUCUGAUCAAACCACAAAUAAAAUUGCCCAAGAAGACUGACCCUACAUCUAAUUUCAUAAUUCACAUUUAAGAUUGAUGGAUUUUUCUUUUUACAUUCAUGACUGCACCGAGUUUCAUUGUUGUAUUGCUGUAAUACAAUAUCACCACUAG
Messenger RNA from Melanotaenia boesemani (Boeseman's rainbowfish), 3873 nucleotides. RefSeq names its product protein-glutamine gamma-glutamyltransferase 5-like. Gene Ontology annotation, molecular function: protein-glutamine gamma-glutamyltransferase activity. The transcript is spliced from 15 exons. Lineage: Eukaryota; Metazoa; Chordata; Actinopteri; Atheriniformes; Melanotaeniidae. The coding region runs from base 18 to 2192 and encodes 724 amino acids. Gene Ontology annotation, biological process: peptide cross-linking. The record is from RefSeq and is a predicted model, not a curated record.